Manacus vitellinus (golden-collared manakin) is the source of this 7099-nucleotide messenger RNA. It is a transcript of the gene PLIN2, whose product is annotated as perilipin 2. The transcript has 8 exons. NCBI's taxonomy places the organism in Eukaryota, Metazoa, Chordata, Aves, Passeriformes, Pipridae. Gene Ontology annotation, cellular component: lipid droplet; cytosol. The record is from RefSeq and is a predicted model, not a curated record. Gene Ontology annotation, biological process: positive regulation of triglyceride storage; lipid storage. The coding region runs from base 420 to 1628 and encodes 402 amino acids.
UGGCGGUUCUGCAUGGCUGUCGUGCUGCUUGCUGGUCUUUCACUUCUUCCCAUAGCGAGGGGAGAAAGUAGAAAUUAAGUUUGUGACGUAGCUCAGUGUGCUUUCCUGUUUAGAGUCUUUUGCUGUCUCUGAAAUAUGCUUGGACUUCGACUCCAGGCAUCUUACUCACCUGUAUCUCAAAGCCUGUCUUGUGUAUGUGCCAUGCUUGUGUUGCCUAAACCAAGUUUUGGAUUUCUAAAUUGUUACAAUAAAAUCUGAUUCCUGUAUGCAAGAAGUGAACAUUCUGAUCCCGUUAAAUGGAGUGGAUCAUAAGAAGGUUGUUGCUUUCAAAGUUUGGUGCUUAGAUGAAGUGGAUAUGAGAACACCAUGUCUUGAAUAUGCUUCUUUCACAGACUGUGUAAGGUUCAAGACCUGAAAAAAUGGCAUUGGCAGCAAUUGAUCCGCAGCAGAAUAUUGUAUUGAGGGUUGUCAACCUUCCUUUGGUGAGCUCCACCUAUGAUAUGGUCUCUACAGCUUACAUCACCACUAAGGAUAACCAUCCUUAUUUGAAGUCAGUAUGUGAGGUAGCAGAGAAAGGAGUGAAGACAAUUACAUCGGUAGCUGUGACAAGUGCUAUGCCUAUCAUCCAGAAGCUGGAACCGCAAAUUGUAGUUGCCAACAACUAUGCAUGUAUAGGUCUAGACAAAAUUGAAGAGAGGCUGCCUAUACUGAAUCAACCCACUGAUAAGGUUGUUGCCAAUGCCAAGGAUGUAGUUGUUGGAGCCAGAGAAGCUGUAACAACCACUGUGACUGGUGCCAAGGAAACUGUUGCUCACACGAUCACUGGAGUUGUGGGCAAGACUAAAGAAGCAAUGCAAGACAGCUUAGAAAUGACUAAGUCAGUUGUCAAUGGGAGCAUUAAUGCUGUCCUGAGAAGUCGUGUGGUGCAAAUGGUGAGCAGUGGAGUGGACAGUGCUCUCACUAAAUCAGAGACCCUUGUAGACCAGUAUUUCCCACUUACAGAAGCAGAACUAGAGAAAGAAGCUGCAAACGUUGAAGGUUUUGAAGUUGGAGUUCAAAAGCCAAGCUACUAUGUUAGAUUAGGAUCCCUGUCUUCAAAACUCCGCACACGUGCCUACCAACAAGCCUUAAACAAAGUUAAAGAUGCUAAACAGAAAAGCCAGGAGACAAUCUCUCAGCUCCACCACACUGUUAGUCUGAUCGAGUAUGCCAGAAAGAACGUGAAUAGUGCCAAUAAGAAACUUCUUGGUGCUCAGGAAAAGCUUUAUCAAUCCUGGGUAGAAUGGAAGAAAAAUACAGGCCAAAAUGACGGUGGUGAACUGCGUAGUGCUGAGUACAUUGAGUCAAGAACUCUAGCUAUUGCACAGAGCCUCACUCAGCAACUUCAGACCACUUGCCUCACACUGGUCUCAAGCCUACAGGGGCUGCCGCAGAAUGUGCAGGAUCAGGUUUACAGUGUUGGGUCAAUGGCAGGUGAUGUCUACCAGAGCUUUCGGUCUGCAUCCUCCUUCCAAGAAUUAUCAGACAGCUUUCUUACAGCUAGUAAAGGACAGCUGAAGAAAAUGAAGGAGUCUCUGGAUGAUGUGAUGGAUUAUCUUGUUAACAACACGCCUCUCAACUUGCUGUGAUGACCUAAGCUGUGAGCUACUGGAUGUUUUAAUAUUGAAAAAAAGAAGGAUAUGCACAAAAGAACCCUCUCCUCCCUUCACAGUAGGUGUUUGGUGUGCAUGAAACUGCUGGCUGUCUGUUGGCUCCCUAUAAACAGUGUAUACUUCUCAGCUGCAACACCAGUUUAAACUUGUUUAACUUUAUCUAACCUCCUUUGAACUUGAGUGACAAAUGUACACUCAGCUACUUGGGUACAGUUUUUCCUCAGUAAAUACUGUGAAUCCCUCCACUGGAAAAGAAUUACUGUCACUAGGAAAUAAGCUUUCUUGGUUGGGGGCUGUCCAGGUAAGUUGUAUCUGUGUUACUAGUGCAUGCCCUGUACAACUUUUGAGUUGCAAUCAUUUAGAGUAGCAAUGCUGGCCACCAUUUUCAAAGAGGUCACCAAAUAGUGUGAAGCAAAUGGAGUUCAAAGGAAGCUUAUCACAUAGUGGCACAUUGCUUCAUGGAACAAUACCUCUGUCUGGCACAAUGUGGGCACUAAAGCAAAUUACCUGUUAUCUAGCCAUCUACUGUGAGAGGGAUUGCUUAGCUGUUAAGUCAGGUUUGGCCUAGAAGCGUGAGGAAGACUUUUUAAGCACAAUAUUAAACAAAUUGUAACAACAUAAUUAAAGAAGUGUUAUCUAUAAUCCUCCCUGCUUUAAAUAUUUACUUUAUGUAGGGAGUUGUUUAGCAUAAAAUUAACAUAAGAGGAUGAGAUACUCUUUUCCAAUUAGUGCCUGAGUUAAGACUUCUGGAGUGCUUUCAGCAAUUAACUUCUUUUAAAGUUUACUUUAACUGUUGCAUGAGCCAGCCAGAGACUAUCCUUCUUUAUCUCCAUUUAUAAUAAAAUUUUAGAGUGCAUCCACUGUUGUAGAUGUGUUCAGCAACAGAAUGGAACUAAUUAGGUCUGGGAGCAGCUGGCUGUUUAAAGAAGGGAAUUCCCAUUCUUCUAUACAUUUUAAAAUCUAAUUGCUCUGGGACUUCAUCUUGAGCUGAUCAAUCAAAUAAAAUAUCAAAACUUUUCACUGUUUUUUUUUAAAGAUGGAGAAAUAAACAGCAUCAUCUGCUAUUAGUGAACAAGCAGUACAUCUCUGUUCUGCCUUAAGUUGUGCUACUGGUUUGUACCCUUACAUGGCUGUCCAGCUUUACUAAGCCUCAGCAAGCAGAUGAAAUAGAAAGCAAGGGAAACUGAUACCAGCCUAGACCUUCAAAGCACUUCUCCCUCACCGUGCGCUAUCGGGUUGCUUCUGUGUAAAGUUCAUUGACUUCUGACAGCUGACCUACAACUGGUGGCUGCAAACAGCAGUGCCUGGUUAAAUGCUGGGCUUAUAGCCUGUUAGUCUAAAAUGCUAUAUGUAGGUUCCUGUGCUGUGCUAUUGUGAUAAGUGGUAGUUUUGUUGGAUGCUGCCCAGCCACUGAGUGCUUUAAGUUUUAUCCACCCCCCAUCCCCCAAAUAGAAUUAGGAACCCUUCCCUAGUGGAAGAAAGGACUGACUAACAGCAAAUAAGUAUAUUCCUGAUUCAUUAUAUAGAAUAAAGUUCUCUGGAUUGAGAUUAUUAUUAUAUCCUGCUAAUACAGACAGCACUGAAUGUUUCAGCUGAAUUGCAGCUGGAGCUGGCGUGGGUAUCUUCUUGUAGAUAAUUUAGCACAGCAUAUCCCCACGCUCUAGUCUUACUGCAGCUGUACAGACAGAACUUAUUUUUCUCUCGUGCAGCAAGAGAGAGCAAGUAUUAAAAUGCCCACUGGAGGCAAAAACGAUGCAGACACCUUCCAAAGUCAUCUUUCUCUUUUUGCCACUGUUGUUUUUGACUGAAGCUAAGGUGCUUCCUUUCAAAUAAAGGAGGGAAACCAGAGCAGAGUUUGCUCAUGAAUUUUCCUGCCAUCCUACCUGUUUCUCUGUAAUUGCAUGUAUCAAACAAUUCAGGUGCACUACACAGAAACUUGCUUGCUCUCAGUCCAAAAUCACUUUUGAGGAUAUAGCUUGGGCUAGAAAGCUGUGAAGUUUCUCUAAGCUGUGAAGUUACCUUCUAAAAAAGGUAAGACCAUAUACGUUGAAAAUGAUAGGAAAUAAGUUCAACUCUUUGCAGCAAGGCAGAUAAACUAGAUGAAAUGGAAGCAUGUCAAAGGCUGAUAGCCAUACAAAACCUGGGAAGAUAAAGGUUAAAAUAGUAACAUAAUUACCUAGGCUAUUUAGUGUUUAUUUAGAAUUCAGAUACUGUUUCUCUUUAAGAGAUCACUCAAAAAUUGUUCAUGCUAGUUGACCCUUCCUCCUUUCAGGUGCAGUCGACAGAGAACUAUUAUUCUAUCAUUGCUAGCAGUCCUUUUCUACAAGAGCUCUAAAUAUAAGCAUUUGUAAAUAGCUCCAUAUGGUACGCAAGUUUGGCAAACGUCAUAUUUAUAGCAUUGGCCAAAGCCAAAUUACAAGAUUUGUAUAAGAACUGGAGUUGAAGCUGGUUUACCUCAAACUAAAGAAAGGUGGAAAACUUUUGAAAUGUCAUCUAUUCUUCAAGAUUAAUUUUUUGCGUUAGUAUUUUCCAGAAUUCAAGUUAGAAUAAUAUUUUAUAGCUAGUAAAAUAGGUGAAAGGGUUUGGGAACAAAUGAUGAAUUAUUUUUUGUUAUUUAAAAAAAAAGCAUAACUACCAAGGAAAAACUUAUUUAAACCAUCUAAUUAAAAAGAGGAAACAGAACUAAACAUUUUUAAGCAUGAUCUGUUAGUAAUUUGCAUGAUCAGAAAGUUUUACAUGCCACAGCUUGCUGGAGGUAUUGCAUAGCGUUUUGUUAAAUUUAUUUGUGUUCAUAUUAAGGUGGCAAUUUCACUUCUUUUGGAUAAUACAGUCUGAUGACUAAAAAUAGGCGCUUUGUUUUGAAAAUGCACGAAAUGAGAGCAAUCUGUGGCUCAGUUCUGAAAACAUAUUUAGCAAGAAAAAAUUGAUCAAAGUUGUUAGUAUUGAUGUUACUGUUUGUGUAUGAAGACAGCAAAACACCUGAAGUAUGUUCUGUACUAUUCCAUGUAAGGUUUUUGCAAGUUGUGCACUUUUCUGUGUAAAUGAUUUAACUGCAUCCUAUGGAGAAAUAGCAUGAAGAAGGGUUGUAUCUUAUGCUUCUUGCAAGAAUUGAUAGGAAGUUGAAACAAAGCAGUAAGUCAACUGUGAAAAGUGGUAUGUAAGUGAAGGUCCUUUACUUAAGCAAUCCCAUAAUGCCAAGAGCUUUGCAUUGAUUUAGUUAGACUGGUGCAGAUGUUAGAAUGUGCAAUUCUAAUACAAUUUAGCAUGUUCAGAACUGAGAUAAAUCAUACUGACAUCCACUCUGUUUUACUCUGAUGCUGACAUACACUUCAAUAUGAAAUUCUUUCAUGGCUAUGAAAAUCUUACUGUUACAUUAAAGGAGUCAGGUGCUUUUACUGCAUGCAUUAAGAAGAUGAGGAAAGCACAAACUUAAAUUUCAGUGAUUGUUCUGUUAUCAGUGAGAACAACGUGGAUAUGAGUAAAAGCCUCUUAAAUGUAGGAUAUAGUAAAAAUUUUCACUGGUCAGACACAGUUACUGAACAUGGUUAUGUGUCCUGCUCAGUGUAAAUAAAGAAUAAACCAACUCAUUUAAACAAUUCCUUUGGGCACAUUUUUAAAUGAUUUUGUGUAUGGACUACUUAACCUUAGUGUUGUUAAGAUACCCUGAUUUAUACUACAGUAUGGAAUACAGGGUCAUGUACCGAUAGUGGGAAAACUUGUUGAUUUCUCUAAGUUCAGUAAUUAGAGUUUUAGGUAAAUUGCUGUAAGCAGAAAGAUGCAAGAUAAUUGUUUCUGGUACAAAGAUGUGUUUCCCUCAUUCCCUUUUGAUUUUGACUUUUUUGAGACAAAAAUUACAGAUCUCAUUUUGAUCAAGCUUAGGUUGUCAACAGUAGUGCCUGAAAAGUUACACACUGCUUAAGUUCUUCUAAAACUCAGUUUUAAUUAAUAAUUAAUAUUUCUAAGUCCCUGGUGCCCUAUGACUACCAACUCCGUAAGAAACUGAGUGAUUCGCAUGCAGCGAUUCUGUGCUGUGUACAGCCUGGUAGCUGAAACAGUAAUCCCCUUAUAAUUUGAUAUAUUCUCUGCCCUUCUGAGAUAUCUUCAAAGCAGGCACAGCAUAGCUUUUUUCUUGCCUACCGUCUUUCAUAAAAGUAAGUCAUAAGGUGUUUUGCAGUUAGGGAAUGGAUUAAAACUGUUUCUCCAGUCAGCACUGAGAUUAAGUUACAGAAAUGCAUAGAAACCUCUGCAAAUUGUUGCUGCUUUGAACAUGCAGAACCGAAGUCCUUUCAGCAUGCAACAGUUGUUAUUUGCUGAUACUUUAUCUGGCUUCAAGUAUGUCUCAUCACCAACAUUAAAACUAACUACUAAUCAAACUACAGAUGUAAGCAUUUUUCACUUGGUGUAAAAAAUUUACAGUUAUGAGUAAAUUGCUUAAUUAUAUCCCAUUUUUCAGAAGUGCCUAAGUAAUCUAAGUCCUACUAAAGGGACUUAAGGGUUGGGACUUAAGCUCCUAAGUGUCUUAGCCAACAUUUUUAGAAGUCUGUAACAUCCAUGUAUCCACUAAUGUCUCUAGCAAUUCCUGAAACCUGGCGCUGCUUAACAGUACAGAAUACUACACAUGUAGUUAAAACAGAGACAAAAGUGAGAUUGCAGUUCCAGGUAUUUGUUUCCUCAGGAAAGGUUUCAUUCAGUAGGCAGGCAGGGCAGUACAGAGCAAUCCGUAUCAAUCUCCUCAGGGCAGAUUACUUAAUAUAGUCCAUUGCCUUUAUGGAAAGAAGAAAGGCAAAGUAAUUUUAAAAACCUCCUUUCUUAAUUUUCCAGUCACCACGUUUACCAGCUUCACCAAAUUCAGUCCACUGAGUUCAUCUCUGUUACAUCUCUAAUGUGAGGGUCAAAACCACACAGGUACCCCCAAAAUACCAGGCAGUGGAAGGAUUUGGGAGAAUUUAUUUUUGGAGUCAAGAGCACUUAACAUAUCAGCACAAAACUGCACCAGGCCUAGGAAAAGAAGAUAUGCCUACUGUUCUCGGGGCUUUUAUUGUCCCAGGCCCUCCCGACCUUCAAACAUGUCCGUAAGAACUUAUGUUUUCUCAUGCCAGGGAGAGCUUCUCUGGAAUGCAGGAAGAGAAAAUAUCUAAAACUGUCUCUGGCCAAAGAGGAAAGCUUUCUUAAGUGAAAAUCCCUAAUCUCCUCACAGUAAAAUCUUCCGGAAGGGCCUUCUACACUUACAUCUACUAUAAAAUCCUGUCUUCUAAGCAACUGAUCUGUAUCUUGCAUAGUAUUUGGUCUCUCUUAAUGCUAUGUGUUUCAUAUGUGACUGAGCAUAUUUCAGUCUGUAUUCAGUAUAUUGGGUCUGAUUUCUAGAGAUGCUAUGUAUCUUUGUGUCAUGACUUCAGAGAGGAGUACUGCACAAAUUUGUUUAGAUAAAUUGACUGAAAUUUCAUUCU